Messenger RNA from Aphanomyces invadans, 1794 nucleotides. RefSeq lists its product as hypothetical. Gene Ontology annotation, biological process: protein folding; chaperone-mediated protein complex assembly. Lineage: Eukaryota; Oomycota; Saprolegniomycetes; Saprolegniales; Verrucalvaceae. Gene Ontology annotation, molecular function: ATP hydrolysis activity; ATP binding. The record is from RefSeq and is a predicted model, not a curated record. The coding region runs from base 1 to 1794 and encodes 597 amino acids. The transcript has 5 exons.
AUGAACGAAUCCUUGCACGUCCAUGAUCACGUGCAUGGGAUGGCAUCGCUUGUCCGGUCGAGCUUUGGGCCGAUGGGGGCGGAAAAGCUGCUCUUCUGUCCACCAGAGCCGCCGAUUCUGACGUCCUCAGGAUACACGAUACUCCAUUACGCCGACAUGACCAAGUCACACACUGCCCAUCCGAUGAAGACGUAUCUCAUGCAAAAAGUUCGUGCUGUAUACAGCGACAUGGGCGACGGUGUCGUUCAGUACUUGCUCCUUCUUGACCUCGUCUUGCAACGGAUUGAACCAUCGCGCGUGUGGUCGGCGACAUUUGCUGCUGCCAAGACUGCGAUCGCGCCAGCAUUCUACGCAACGUUCGAUGGCUUGUCGAUCCGAACUACUGUUACGUUUGACAGCCACACGCGACAACCUUCGCCUUCGCUCGUCGCCGCCACCAGGGCCAUUGUAACAACCUCUCUCGCAGGCCUCUUCAACUCCACCUCAACUGCCUAUCUUGCGGACUUGACGGUGGACUGGGUGUUCAAAUCAGUGAUCGCUUCCAUCAACCACGCGCUUCCAGCGACUCCAGCUGCCUUGUAUGUCUACCUGGAACAUAUUCUGCGACACGCGAAUGACUCUUUGCUGUCGCUCCCGUUUGCAGCGCUGGAUGCGUCCCGCAUCACACGUAGACACGAGUACCUCCUUCGGCUCGCUUCGCAUACCAAUGUCACCCUUCGCGACGAGAAGCUGUCGUCCGGUCAGCGCAUCGUCCUCUUUGUUGGCAGCUUGGAGCAGCUGGGCUCCGACGCGAGCAGCGUCGAGUUGCAAGUGUUGUCAGCGCAGUCGUACCUGUCGUCGAUUCAGUUUUGUGCCCAACGUGUGGCGGAAUUUUUGACAGCGUUGAAGGUGCACCACCACGUGAACCUACUUCUCUGCACCGAGUGCACACCCGAUCACGUCGUUGCAAGUUGCCGCCAUCUUGGCAUUGUCUGCAUUCCGUUUGUCGACAAAGCUGACAUGCAUGCUUUGGCCUCUCGCACGGGGAUUUCGUGGUUCACGAGUGUGUUUGAGCCGAUCAACGAGUCUCUCCACGUCGCCAUCAACACAGCUCCUCUGCGCUGCAUUCGCGCGGGCGGCGCGCGUAUGAUAGUGCCCCAGGUCUUGCUCCGAGCCCAGUCCAAGGGACUGUGCAAACAGUACUACUACGCUAUCAAGAAAGGGCUUCGCGUCCUGCGGUUUUGGUGCAGUAGCUCCGCCGCUUCCUCUUCCAUGACGACACAAAAUGCACACUUGCAGGGAGCUUGCCAUUGCUUGACCAGCCUUGGAGGAGCCCAAGCCGCUGAGGUCGCGUUUGCCCACACAUUAAUGCAAGCGACUUCGACUACGUCGACCAUCCCGAUGGAGGCCCGAGUGCUGCUGGCGCAAGCACUUGUUGGCGUACACAAUCUGCUUCGAGACAACUUGUCCGCGACAGGAGCCCUGCCGCAGUCCACAAUACAUCCCCUCCUCAUGCACCGAGUCGACGUUUCCACGUGCGAAGGCAAUCAUUCAUUUGAGCAAAAACCAGCGACGUCGGUCGACAACGAAUUCAAAGGAGUCGUGCUUGAUGUGACCGCCAAAAUACGCACCCUUGCAGGACAGGUCGACGGAUGCCAGGUGAAGGAAGCGCGACCUGACGACUUUGGCAUCGUUCAUCCGUUGAACCAUUGCUGCCGAUUGCUGGAGCAUGUCCUGGGAACGCUGGAGGAGGUGUGCCGCCUCGAUGGGCAUUUUCUCCGAGCGCCAAAGCAGACCAAAACCGAUGACACGUGA